AUGGCUGCAGCAGACACGCGUGAACGCUUGUUUCGCAAAUAUGAGCCUAGAUGCGGUACAAGAACAGAGAGGUCUUUGACCACAUUUCUCCAGCACUUCGUUAUUUGCCAUGAUUUCAGUGAGGUAAAUGUCGAGGAGAGCGGCUACAGAGUGCAGCUUCGUCUUACCGAACAAUCAAUAAAUGACGAGCUUGAAUACCUUGAUUUGGCUCCAAUUUACAUAGAGAAUUGGACUAAAGAAGAACGCGCUUUCAUCAACGUGAAGUACCUGACAAGAUGCGCUUUGCCAGUCUUAAAAUAUAGGGAAGUGAAAGCAACAAAUCGAUCGUUACGUCUGCAGUACCCUGAUGAUGGAGCUGAUUGUGACUGCAAGGAUGGAAUCUGUACUCCCGCUUGCCCCUGCAUUAGACUGAUGGGUGAGAUCAGGAUCGGAGGAGGGGCGAUUAGCCCCAAAGCUCAGUUUUGUUACGAGACUAGCAACACAUUAGUGUGA
Molecule: messenger RNA, 492 nt
Organism: Strongylus vulgaris
Lineage: Eukaryota; Metazoa; Nematoda; Chromadorea; Rhabditida; Strongylidae
Source: the annotation of a GenBank genome assembly